CAAAGCCCUCCCCCAACUCCUCCUCCCCCAACCGCUCCCCCAACAGCUCCCCUCUCACUCCAAAGUCCUCCCCCGCCUCCUUACCCCGAACUCCUUCCCCUCAUUCCAAGGUACUCCCCCAACUCCUCCUCCUUAAAUCCUCCCCCCUCACUCCAAACUCCCCCCAAGCCCCGCCCAACUCCAGCUCCUCCCGCCUCAGUCCAAAGUCCUCGCCCAACUCCUCCUCCCCCAACCGCUCCCCCAACAGCUCCCCUCUCACUCCCAAGUCCUCCCCCAACCGCUCCCCCAACAGCUCCCCUAUCACUCGAAAAUCUUAUCCCGCCUCCUUACCCCAACUCCUCCCCCAACAUUCCAACCUCCCGCACUCCAAACUCCUCCGCACAUCUCAAUGCCUCCUACCCCCCUCUGAACUCCUUCCCAAACUCACUCGUCGCCCCCAACUCGUCGCCCCCAACACCUCCCGCCCUUACUCAAAAAUCCUCCCACAACUCCUCCCCUCUAACUCCAAAGUCCUCCACCAGCUCCUCCCCCGUCACUCCAGACUCCUCCCCCCCAGCUCCAGCUCCUCCCCCCUCAGUCCAAAGUCCUCGCCCAACUCCAACUCCCCCAACCGCUCCCCCAACCGCUCCCCCAACAGCUCCCCUCUCACUCCAAAAUCCUAUCCCGCCUCCUUAG
Cygnus atratus (black swan) is the source of this 675-nucleotide messenger RNA. RefSeq lists its product as uncharacterized. NCBI's taxonomy places the organism in Eukaryota, Metazoa, Chordata, Aves, Anseriformes, Anatidae. The annotation marks the transcript as partial. The transcript is spliced from 3 exons. The record is from RefSeq and is a predicted model, not a curated record.